Messenger RNA from Oryza sativa Japonica Group (Japanese rice), 1159 nucleotides. The record is from RefSeq and is a predicted model, not a curated record. NCBI's taxonomy places the organism in Eukaryota, Viridiplantae, Streptophyta, Magnoliopsida, Poales, Poaceae.
ACCCUUCUAGGCUUCAACCUCCACGAGAACGCCCGCGCGGGGGAGGAGAGGAGAGCGACGAGACUGAGGUGACGCGCGCCGCGUCGUCGUCUCGUCGCAGUAAAAAAAAAAAACAGCAGGGGAGGAGCCCGCACAUGCUUUAAGCCCCACACUCCUCACACCACCACCGCCCCCCAGAUCUCCCCACCACCUCCGCUCCUCGCUUCCCAAUUGCCGGCGGCCGGACGGACGCCGACGCGCGCAUUCCGAGGGGAGGCAGGCGGCGCGCGAGAUCGGCGGGGGGUUGCGCGCUGCGGCUGGCUGUACUGUACCUACCUGCCUACCGGUGUGGUGGUGUGGUGUUGGUGCCGUGUCCGGGGAUGAUGGCGGCGGGUGGCGGCGCCGGGAGCGCAAGAUCCGUCGCGUGGGGCGCCUCCGCGCUGCUCGUGGCGGCGCUGCUCCUCUCCGCGCCGAGCGCCACAGAAGCUUAUGAUUCGCUGGAUCCAAAUGGGAACAUCACAAUAAAAUGGGACGUUAUGCAAUGGACUCCUGAUGGUUACGUUGCUGUAGUCACAAUGUUCAAUUAUCAACAAUUUCGGCACAUCCAGGCACCUGGGUGGCAGCUGGGGUGGACAUGGGCGAAGAAGGAGGUCAUUUGGUCGAUGGUUGGAGCACAGACCACUGAGCAGGGUGAUUGCUCAAAGUUCAAGGGCAACCCACCCCACUGCUGCAAGAAAGAUCCCACGAUUGUUGAUCUGCUUCCAGGCACCCCAUACAACAUGCAAAUUGCCAAUUGCUGCAAAGCAGGAGUUAUAAAUACAUUUAACCAGGACCCAUUAAAUGCUGCUUCAUCCUUCCAGAUCAGUGUAGGUCUUGCUGGGACUACAAAUAAGACAGUUAAGCUGCCUAAGAACUUUACUCUUAAGGCCCCAGGUCCUGGGUACACAUGUGGGCGUGCUAUGAUUGUUAGGCCUACUAAGUUUUUCACCAAUGAUGGGCGCAGGGCAACCCAAGCUCUAAUGACAUGGAAUGUGACCUGCACAUACUCACAAUUUCUUGCUCAGAAGACUCCAACCUGUUGUGUAUCUCUCUCGUCAUUUUACAAUGACACAAUUGUGAACUGCCCAACAUGCUCUUGUGGCUGCCAAAACAAUGGGACUAGUCCUGGGAGCUGUGUAAA